This is a messenger RNA of Bursaphelenchus okinawaensis, 3944 nucleotides long. Lineage: Eukaryota; Metazoa; Nematoda; Chromadorea; Rhabditida; Aphelenchoididae. The record is from the annotation of a GenBank genome assembly.
AUGGACCUAAUGGACACGUCUUCACGCUAUCAAACGCAUCUUGAAAAUUAUGCUUAUCAACAUGAUUCUAUGGAUAAUAUGAUGACAAUCAUACCCUUGAAGACCGAUUUGGCUAACUUUUCUCAAAAUGAGCAAACAAUUGAUAUUACUAUGGAUGACAAAAGCAUCAUCCCAGCUGAUCCCAUUAUUCAUCGUAAGUUUUGUUUUAUUUUUAAAGGCUUUAUAUUGAAUUUUUGAUGUCGAGUUUUAUAUGUUUUGUUAGUGCCUGAAAUUGUGCGUUUUUUGCAAGGAAUUGGGAUAUGUUACGUAUUUUACAAAACCUGAAAAUUUAUAAUCUAUUUAACGUGCUUUUGACGCAACUUUUCAUUAUCAUUUUACGUAUUUUCAACAAUAUUUUUAAAAAAAUGAAAAUUAAAUUAUCAUAAGCACAGAAAGAUUUUUAAUUGCAUUUUUAUCGCAUAGUAACGUGACUCUACAAAAGUGUUGCUUAAAGUGCAAAAUCUAAAGCUUAAAGUGCAAAGUUUUAUUAUGAAAGGUUUUAAUUGACAGUAUAUACCUCCUGUACAACGAUUUGCUAAGAAAAUUAAAAAUUGUUUGUUACGAGUUUUGGCAUAGAGAAGACUUCAAUGCUCUGUGUAAUGGUACACUUUGAUUUAAAACUUGCUUGUUAUAUGAAGUUUUUGUCAUAUACAAGCUCAUAAUUCUCAUAAUUUUUGGCUUUUCUUGGCUAGGGACAUGACCGGAUAGGGAAGGGAAGUAGGAUUAGAUUACAGUGGAACUGUACUAUUGGGAUUGAAAGUUGUUUGUUAUACGGAGUUUUUGUUUGACAGGAGUUCCAUUAUAUUUUUUCGAAGUUGUGUUUUGGGUUUUGUAAAAAUGACGUUUUUUCAGGAAAAGCAAGUGAGCCAAACUUGAGGUGUUUGAUUUGUGGAGAACAAGUGCUGUAUCACAACUUUGGCACUUCCGCUUGCAAUGGAUGGUAAGUUCAAUAACAGUUUAUUUUUAAAACUGUAAUUUUAAAUUUAAAAAACGCUAGGGAUUGGUGUAUAGCUAGGGUUAUGCUAAGAGCUAUCGGUAGGGCGAUGGAUAUGCUUAGGGCGAUACCGAUAACUAUAUCUUAGGUUAUUUUUAGGUUUAGGUUAAGGCUAUGUCUAGGGCUAUGCUUAGGGCUAUGCUUAGGGAUAUGCCUAAGGCUAUGCCUAAGGUUAUGCCUAAGGCUAUGUCUAGGGCUAUGCUUAGGGUUAUGCCUAGGGCUAUGCUUAGGGCUAUGCUUAAGGCUUUGGGAAGGGCAAUACCCAACACUAUGUCUAAGGCUAUUUCUAAGGCUAUGCUUAGGGUGUAGCCAAGGCUAGGCAUGGGCUAUUUCUGGGUUAUGGCAAAAACUAUGUCUUGAAUAUGUCUAGGGCAAUGCUUCAGGCUAUGUAAGGGUUGUUCCUAAGGCUCUGUCUCUUUGGUUGUAAACUCACCUAAAGUCCAUUAAGUUCGACUUCAAAAAAAAUAAUGUUUCAAUGCAGUAAAACAGGAUAUUAUAAUUACAAUUUAGUAAAAGUGCAAAAGAAUUACGAUAUAAAUGUGAUCUUUGUAGUGCUGCCUUCUUUCGACGAACAAUUUUACAACAAAAAAAGUAUUUAUGCCGGGAGUACGGUAACUGCCAAAUUUAUAUGAGUAAGUUGUUAUAAUCAUUUUUUUUUCAUGUAAUAAAACGUUUAUUACAGUAUAUUUUUGGUGUUUUGAUAUUGUUUUUUACUACAGUUCAUCGUGUUAUAUUAAACAGGUUUGUUUAUAUGUUAUACUGUAAUUUCAGCCAAACAUAAAAGAAGAUGUGCCUACUGUAGGUUCGAACGCUGUGUUAAAGUUGGAAUGAAUGUGUCAAGUAAGUUAAAGGUCAUUUCGAACUUUUCUAUAUUUUUCAAAAAUUUUUGUACUUAUAAGUUUUGAGAAAGCAGUAUGAGAUUUCAGAACUAAUGACAAGACUAGCCAGAGACAAUGAAUACCCAUUAAGCCAGUUGAUGUUUAAUUUCAAAGGAAUCUUCAGCUCAAGGAAACGAAAUGCCAUUAUUCAGUUGGGGAACUUGGCUGCAAGUUUUUAAAACCUAGUCCAGAGCCCUAGCCCAGAGCCCUAGCCCAGAGCCCUAGCCCAGAGCCCUAGCUCAGAGCCCUAGCCCAGAGCCCUAGCCCAGAGCCCUAGCCCAGAGCCCUAGCCCAGAGCCCUAGCCCAGAGCCCUAGCCCAGAGCCCUAGCCCAGAGCCCUAGCCCAGAGCCCUAGCCCAGAGCCCUAGCCCAGAGCCCUAGCCCAGAGCCCUAGCCCAGAGCCCUAGUCCAAAGCCUUAGCCCAGAACCCUAUACCAGAGCCCUAGCCCAGAGCCCUAGCCUAAAGUCCUAGCCCAGACUCUAGCCUUAGCCCAGUGUCUGGAGUUCUAGUUCUAGCCCCAGUCCUAACGUUGGCCUUAGCCCCAGUUGUAUCUUUAACUCUAGGAUUUUCAUUUAAUGGUUUUAGCUAUUCUUUGUUUUACCUUACUUUAGUCUAGCCUAUGCCUAUAUCUUUAUUUUUAUAUGCAUAUUCAGAGACUAGAAUGCAUGGCAGAACAGCCUCGCACUUCAGCCUCCUUGAUCCGAGCAACUAUGGUAGAGAUAUCAGUUAUGAAAGAAUUCUUGAGGAAUACAAAUUUCAUACAAUGUCUUGAAUACAACACUGAUUAUGAAGUAAGCUGGAUUGUCAAAAUAAUUUUUUCUAAAAGUUAUUUUGUUGUAACUAAAACGUCAUAUUUUAAAAUUCGUUUUUAAAAAAACUUUUUAAGAUAAAAAAAUUUUUCAAAAUUUGAAUAUUUUAGUCAAACAGCUUUUAGUUUCAGAAGAAGCUCUGCUCCACCUUGCUACACACAUGGUUGACGAUGCAUUCUGUAUUCUCAACGAGAAGUAAUCAAGGACACAAAACGAAAAAACUAUAUUUUGUUGAUAACAGUUAUCUAAAUGUGAAUGAGGACGUAGUGGUGAAUUAUUACAGUACGAACAAAAACUUGAGCGAUCCUUUUUUUGUUGCGGUGUAAGUAAUAUGACAUAUGAUGGCUGUUUAGCUUUUGCGUGAGAAGAGUAGUGUUGUUCAAGGGGAGAAGAGUGACAAACGUUUUCAAAUUAAGAUGAAAAAUACACUAGGACUAGCACUAAGACCAGAGCUAGGGCUAUACCGAACCGUAUUCUUAAGUUUAGGGUUGGAUCAAGGCUUAGGACUAAAAACAGAGUUUAUUGUUGUAAAAAUGAAAUACUUGUAGAAACGGAAUGCCGCUGAUGAAAAGUGUCUUCGAUGCUGCUGGUGAACUGGACAAGAAUCACAUUGAUGAGCAUGAACUUCUCAUGUUGACUAUGAUGGUUGUGAUACGAGCUUGUAAGUCUUUAUUAACUCAUUUUUAACGCUUACAAUUUUUAAAAAAUAAUUUUUUUUUAUUUUGAAAUAGUUGACUUUGAAAUUUUAGGUAUAUGCCGGAUAGGGCAAUCAAAUUACUAUGCCGAAUGGCAAAGCAGGGUCCAAAAAGAAAUUCAUCAGUAUUACAGUAGUCGAUACGUAGAUAUACCGAAACGAUUGGGAGAGUUAAUGUUAUGCUUGGAGGCUUUGGAGGUAAGUUUAUUUUUUUGUUUAGUAUUUUAAGAGGGUAGCUUUAGCGUAAGGGUUGGCCCUGGUCUUGGCCCUAGCCUUGGCUCUAGCCUUAGCCCUAGCCUUGGUUAUAGUCUUGGCCCUAGCCUUGGCUCUAGCCUUGGCCCAAGCUCUAACUUAGCCUUGGCAAUAGCUAUAGUUUUACCCGUGGGCAAUAUUCUGAUUAAUUAAAAAUUUUUAGACAGCCGAUCGAAGUUGUGAUCAACUAGCAGUACUGAUACAGUUAAACUACCGUAAGACAGAAGACCUUGGUUACAAACUGUAUGUUCGUGGCCAUAACGAUGUCAAAACAUAA